This is a messenger RNA of Sesamum indicum (sesame), 1679 nucleotides long. RefSeq lists its product as uncharacterized. Gene Ontology annotation, molecular function: DNA binding; DNA-binding transcription factor activity. NCBI's taxonomy places the organism in Eukaryota, Viridiplantae, Streptophyta, Magnoliopsida, Lamiales, Pedaliaceae. The record is from RefSeq and is a predicted model, not a curated record.
UGCCUAUAAUGAUUUUCAACAGGUAUAUUAUUGUUUGAAGGACAGAGAAAGAGAAGAGAGAGAGAGAGAGAGAGAUGGGGGUCUUUCAUCUUCCUCUCACAGUCUAGGGUUUUGUUCUCCAAUCUAUUCUGUGUAGAAUUGUAGAUCAAAGAUCAAGAUUCUGAAUCCUAGUUGACGGAAUUUUCGUGCUACUUUAACAUGGAUAUCUCUUAUUGUGUGGGGAAUUUAAUAGUUUAGCCUACAAAGAGCGAAUAUAAUAGGAGAGUUCAUUCAUUUUGAUCUUGAGCUUCUAGGAAAGCCCUAGUUCUCAAACUGCUUUAGCUCUGUAUAGGCUGAUCUUAGUAGGUAGAUGUGCAUCUUGUAAUUAUAUAUAGCUAUAUGCAAAGUCUCAACUAGAAGAGAAAAGGCCGACAGCGGAAACAAGAAGGCGAUGGAUAGUGGUGAAAAAGAAUGUUCCAAAACAAGCCCUUCUGAGAAAAAUGAUGAUGAGGAUGAGAGCCAAGGGAAAGACGAAAGCUGCACUGUUAAAGAUGGAGGAAGCUCAAGCAACAGCACGGUUGAAGAGAGCGAGAAGAAGCCGUCCGUGAGACCUUACGUUCGAUCCAAGAUGCCUAGGCUCAGGUGGACGCCUGAUCUCCAUAUGCGCUUUGUGCACGCUGUGGAACGACUUGGAGGACAAGACAGAGCCACGCCAAAACUAGUGCUUCAAUUGAUGAACAUCAAAGGACUCAAUAUUGCUCAUGUGAAGAGCCAUUUACAGAUGUACAGGAGCAAGAAGAUUGAUGAAUCCAACCAAGGACUCAUGGAUCACAGGCUCUUCAUGGAAGGUGGAGAUCGGAAUGUAUACAAUCUAAGCCAGCUCCCUCUUCUUCCAAGCUUUAAUCAAAGGCAAAAUUACUCUAACCUCAGGUAUGGAGAUCCUUCUUGGAGCCCUCAUGGAAAAUGGAUGCAUAAUUCAGCUCCAGGGCAGAAUACAAUUAGUCACAAGACAAGACCUGGAUUUUAUGAUACAAUCACCGAAAGGCUCAUAGGCAGCCAUUUCUAUAGGCCGUCAGCAAAUCUUGAUCUUUGGUCCAGAACUUCCUCUCACACCGAUGGAUCCACCUGGCGGAGGAACGAAGACUUCAAGGAAGUGUAUAGGCAAGAACCCUGGCUAGGUCAAUCUAGACAGAACCCUAUUCAGCUCAACUCAUCAAAGCUGAUACAAAAUGGAGUCCAGGAGCAAAGGAUUUCAUCAGAUGCUGCUAAGAGUAAUCCUCCAAUUAGCUCUGCAGGCCAAACAAUGAGGGACACUGCAAGAUUGAAAAGAAAGGCCUCAGGUUCUGAUGAUAAGCUGGAUUUGAAUUUAUCGCUUGCGUUGGAAUCAAGAAACGAAUCAGAGCAGAAAGGCACACUAAUUACUGAUGAUGAUGAUGAACACUUAUCGCUAUCGCUGUUCACAAGUCGUCCGUCCUCUUCAAACCUAAUCAAGAAGCUGAAAGAAGAUGAUACCGUCGUUCAUGGAACUGAUCAACAAAAUGCAAUUAGAGGGGCGAGUACUCUGGAUCUGACUCUAUGAAUUAGGUAAAUUCUAAGUGAGAUCUUGAGGUACUUGUUUUUCUGAAUAUUAUGCAUUCAUUUCUGAUAUUGUCUUGUAGCAUGAUGAUGAUUAUAAUUAAGGAAAUUAUUAUGACAAUUAA